AUGGAACAUUUCCUUAAUUUGAAUUACAUCCAAGCUAUUAACAAUUUGGAAGUUAUGGAGGAAAGACAAGAUGAUGUAGAUACAAUUCGGUUUCAUGAGGCGGAGAAUGCAUUCGAUAUAUUGACUGAAAGAGCGUUUGUCAAAAAAUUCAGACUUACAAAAGGUCUUGUCAAUAUAUUAAUAGAUGAACUGCGUCCAUACCUUGAACCCCCCUCUAGAAAAUCUGCUAUAAGUAUUGAGCGUAAAGUUUUAACGGCUUUACGAUUUUUUGCAAGUGGCUCAUAUCAGCAAGACAUUGGGGAGAAUUGA
This is a messenger RNA of Macrosiphum euphorbiae (potato aphid), 309 nucleotides long. NCBI's taxonomy places the organism in Eukaryota, Metazoa, Arthropoda, Insecta, Hemiptera, Aphididae. The record is from the annotation of a GenBank genome assembly.